UGAGGAAACUUUAUAUACGAUAAUUUAACGCUUAUAAAUUACAUCUCUUUUUUCAAUUAUAAACUAUUAUCUUCCGAUUUUAAUUUUUUGCUAAAGUAAGGUUGUGUUAAAGGAAUAGGAAUGCUUAGUCUAUUUUAUGCUGUGUCAUUAAUUUUAAGCGGUUUUAUGACUGAUAAAAAAGCCUAUAUCACAGUACGCGUUAAAGAUUGAGAUUUGAGAUUGAGAAUCUUUAAUGCAUAGCUGAUGCUGGCUUAACAAAAAUGACUUUGGAAUAAAAAGGUUGAAAAUUUCUGUUAUUAAGUAAUGUGAACACACAAAUAGUUUUUUUGUAGAAGUAUUACGUAUGGUGAAGAGUGUGUGUCAAUUAUGACACUAUUAUUACUGAAUUUUACCGGCGCUACAAAUAUUUGCAACUGAUAGUUUUUUGGCUGAGAUCCUUGUUGACAUCCUUUAAAUGAAAAUAUGUUCAGUCCUAUACAGAUAAAGCAUGAAUAUUCAACUGUAGAAGAUGUGAACACAUGUAACAGAAUUAAUACUUCGGACAAUUCCAUAUAUCCUAUUUUUAUCAAUCAAGAUGUCGAGUACAAACAUCGUCAUUUUUGGGAGCAAAUGCAGUUAUCAAGUGAGAUGCCCACAAAAAAUGAAAUGCAUAAUCAACAGGCUAUGUUCCAGACAGAAGAAACUGGGACCUUUUCAUAUAUGAAAGAUUAUGUACAAAAUAGUAUAUUCUAUCAAAUUAAUCAAGAGGAUGGCAAUAAUCAAAUGUCAACAAGUAAUCAGUGUUAUCAGAAUACAAAUAACAUUAUCAUGACGCAAGAGAACAAACAAUUACCACAAGAUUUGCCAAAUGGAGAAAGUAUCGAUCAGGCAUUGCCAGCCCAGUCAUCAACUUCCGUAAAAAACAAUCGCCUUGGAAGACCAUCCAAAAGUUCUGGUACAGAAUCUGGUACAGGGAAAAAAUUGAAAUGUCAAUGUGAGAUAUGUUUCAAAGAAUUUGGACAUAAAAGUAAUUUAUUCAUACAUAUGAGAACUCAUAAUGGGGAAAGGCCGUACAAGUGUAGUCAAUGUGAGAAAUGUUUUACGCACAGUGGAAACUUGGCUAUUCAUAUGAGAACUCAUUCCGGUGAACGUCCAUAUGGUUGCCAAAUAUGUGGAAAAAUGUUUAGCCAUAGUGGAAAUCUCUCAACUCACUUAAGAACUCAUUCAGGUGUGAAACCUUAUAAAUGUAGCGUGUGUAGUAAAGAAUUUAGACAUAGUGGUAACUUAUCGAUACAUGAGAGGAUACAUUCUGGGAUUAAACCAUUUCAAUGUAAAAUCUGUGGGAAAGAAUUCUAUCAUAGUGGUAAUUUGACGACUCAUAUGAAGAAACAUCCUAUAGAUAUAAACACAACUGAUUGCGAAGAUGAUCAAAAGCAUAUACUGCAUGCUGGUAUGGAUAUUAAUAAUACUACUUCAAAUUAUUUAAACAAUGUGUCUUUAACGCUCAAUGAUGAGAUUAAAUCUAUGCAUAAUACUAGUAAUACGGUUCCUAUAAAAAAUGAAAGUACAGAAGACACUGUAACAAAUACCAUGGGAAGAUUAGCAUCUAGUUCUAUUUGAAAUUGUAUAAGAUUAUUAUAUAUAUUUUAGAGAGCAUGUGGUAAGUUACUUAUACACAAUCUGUUACAAGUCAAUGGAAUUUUUUUUAUAUCUUAAAUUAAUGAAAUUGCAUCAUUGUAAUAGCUAGUUAAAGCAUUGAAAAAAAUUCUUAAUGGCAUCUAAAUGAUAGAAAAGAAUACAUUUUAUUGAUAACAUCAAAUUUUUAA
Molecule: messenger RNA, 1805 nt
Organism: Linepithema humile (Argentine ant)
Lineage: Eukaryota; Metazoa; Arthropoda; Insecta; Hymenoptera; Formicidae
Product: zinc finger protein 37-like
Biological process (GO): regulation of transcription by RNA polymerase II
Cellular component (GO): nucleus
Molecular function (GO): DNA-binding transcription factor activity, RNA polymerase II-specific
Source: RefSeq, a predicted model, not a curated record